This is a messenger RNA of Parnassius mnemosyne (clouded apollo), 363 nucleotides long. NCBI's taxonomy places the organism in Eukaryota, Metazoa, Arthropoda, Insecta, Lepidoptera, Papilionidae. The record is from the annotation of a GenBank genome assembly.
AUGAUGGAAAUUGGCAUCCCAACAAAGCUCGUGCGCCUGACGGAAAUGACUCUUAGAAACUCUCAGAGCGUUGUUAGAGUUCAAAUAAAUGUAUCAGAGCCCUUCAGAACCAAUGACGGCUUAAGACAAGGGGAUGCGCUCUCGUGCCUACUGUUCAACAUCGCUCUCAACAAGUGUAUUCGCGACUCAAAGAUCGAGACCAAAGGCACUAUCUACCACAAAUCUGUUCAAAUUCUAGGGUAUGCGGAUGACCUUGACGUCAUAGGAAGAUCUCUACCUACAAUGGAGAGUGUAUACCUUGCUCUUGAAAAAUCAGCUGCGGAGGUUGGUCUCCAAGUUAACAUGGCUAACCUAAGUACCUGA